Messenger RNA from Spodoptera litura, 1034 nucleotides. Lineage: Eukaryota; Metazoa; Arthropoda; Insecta; Lepidoptera; Noctuidae. The record is from RefSeq and is a predicted model, not a curated record.
UAUUUCAGCUUCGUGUAGCCAAUGUUGGUAGGAAAUUAAAAACAACACCACCUACAACGGUUCCAGCAGACGAUUACUUAUAUAAUAUUCCGCCAGUAUUCUUAGAAGAUGAAAAACCUUCCAGCAACAGCAACCAAGAAAAUAAAAUUAAUAAAAAGAUUAAUAAGGAUACGCAAAUAGUCAUAACGUUUGGGGACGAACCAACUGACAAACCGGCGCCUGGCAUAGUAAAUAUUCUACUCUUUUGUUAACACGUCUUUCCGCGUUAUGGUAAAACGAUUCCAUAGGCGUUUGAAACAUAUAUUCAUUUUUAUCUUAGCAUUCAUUUUUAUUUCAGCCUCGCACGUCUGACGUUCCCACUCCAUCACGAAUACCGAUAGCAAAUCUGUUCUCUAACAUUGAUUAUAUGGCUGGACCAGCUGUUACAGACAGAUCCUUCAUUAAAUUCAAAAAUAACAAUCAAGCUAAAAAUAAAAAGACUACAAUAGCACGUAAGAGGUCGAAAAUGAGUGAUGCUGAUUACAUGGCUUAUGUUGCAUCUGCCAUCGAAGAUGGACUAGAUAAAAUGACACAACACAUAAAGAACAGGGACUUUGAAAAAUUAUAUUCGGACAUGAUCUCAAGCCCAACGAAAGCCGCGAGAAAAGAGCGCUCCAAGUUCUUGGAAAAGAAACCUUUGUUCCCUAAAUCGUUUGAUAAGAAGUUCGCUUACAAAAACUCGUCCUCGUACCUCGAUAGCAAACCACCACAUAUUCAGAAAAACGAAUUCCGUACGAGUACACCGAAGGCGGAUUCUGUAAGUUGUAGAAGUCUCUGGUGUAGCUGUAGAUAGACGUAACCAAAACAUGUAUCAAGACUCUUAUUAUGUAGAAACACUAUUACCGUCAUAAAGAAAAGAUUUAGGAAAAACUGAUUUCAAAGUAAAACUAUUGAAUACAAUAGUAACCAGCCGUAGAAAUUAAAAAAAGGGUGCAAAAAUCUUAAAUACUUAUAUGCUUAUGCUGCUGAUGCUGUUCAGCCAGUACCUACACCAA